AUGGCCCGUGUCUCCUUCCUCGCCUCCGUGACCCUCUUACUUAGUGGACUCUCCCGAAGACUCUCUCGCACGGAACCCACGGACGCCCCCGGGGAAACGCCGGACGAGGACCGGAUAUUGCAUGACGUCAUCUGCCUUACGCCCUGCCAAAAGCCGCCCACAAGAGCAUGUCCUGCUUCCAAGACGGCGAAAGCUUUUGGAAAGGUCGUCUUGAGACAUUUCCUCCGCCCGCCCACGGUUCGCACCCGCCCAGACUCCGUCCCUGUCCACGGUUUGCCUCCGCCCACGGUCCGUCCCCGCCCACGAUCCGCCCCGCCCACAGUCCCACCUCGCCCACGAUCCUCCCCGCCCACAAUCUGCCCCGCCCACAGUCCCACCCCGCCCACGAUCCGCCCCGCCCACAGUCCCACCCCGCCCACGAUCCGCCCCGCCCACAGUCCCACCCCGCCCACGUCUGUCCGUGUAGAGGCAUCUGCUUCUCCGACGCCCAGGCGGAGCUUGCUAGUGCGUGUCCUCCUGCGCUUAAUGGGAAGAAAAACGGGGCAGUUCAUUCUCCUGAAAAUGUAA
Penaeus chinensis is the source of this 567-nucleotide messenger RNA. RefSeq names its product extensin-like. The record is from RefSeq and is a predicted model, not a curated record. Bases 1 to 567 code for a protein of 188 amino acids. The transcript has 3 exons. NCBI's taxonomy places the organism in Eukaryota, Metazoa, Arthropoda, Malacostraca, Decapoda, Penaeidae.